UCAGAGUCACAUGAUGAAACAGGAAGAAAGGCGAUCGGUUCCGGACCGAACCAGCUGCUGAUUGAAACCGAGUCCGAACCUGGAUUUUACUUUGAAAGAAUCAGCGCGAGGGAAGUAUGGAGGAUGAUGAACUUCCGCCAGAGGAUGGGCUGGGUGGGCGUGGCUCUCUUCCUGCUGCUCAGCAUCAUGGCCGCCUACUUGGUGUUUGAGGUGGUCAGUCUGGAGCGCGUGCAGAGCGACGGCUCGUUGGUGCUGCCCCCUGCCGUUUCCGCCCACCUGCCGCCACUUCCUGUGUGGGCGUGGGCCUCCGUCUUCCUGGUGCCGUACCUGCAGCUCUUCCUCUUCCUGUUUUCGUGCACCAGGGCGGAUCCCCGCGCCGUCGGCUACUGCGUGCUUCCUGUCUGCAUCUUCCUGCUGUGCAGUCGCCGUGGCGCGCCCAAACCAGCCAAUCACAGAGCCGGAUUGCUCAUUCACAUGUAGAGACAGAUGGACGUGUGAUGUCACUUCCUGUUCCAGUAAACAAACAUAGCAUCUUCACCGCCCUCAGCACAGACUGUCAGUCCCUGCUGAAAAAUCAGAGAGCAGCAAUUUCUGUUUGUUUUUUCUGUAUUUAAUGACGUGACGCACUGGUUACCAUGGCAACUUUAAUAUGACAUUAAUAAAACAAAACAUGACAUUUCA
Messenger RNA from Xiphophorus hellerii (green swordtail), 681 nucleotides. RefSeq names its product transmembrane protein 251 (gene lyset). NCBI's taxonomy places the organism in Eukaryota, Metazoa, Chordata, Actinopteri, Cyprinodontiformes, Poeciliidae. The transcript has 2 exons. The record is from RefSeq and is a predicted model, not a curated record. The coding region runs from base 124 to 480 and encodes 118 amino acids.